Messenger RNA from Bufo bufo (common toad), 544 nucleotides. It is a transcript of the gene PCBD2, whose product is annotated as pterin-4 alpha-carbinolamine dehydratase 2. Lineage: Eukaryota; Metazoa; Chordata; Amphibia; Anura; Bufonidae. Gene Ontology annotation, molecular function: 4-alpha-hydroxytetrahydrobiopterin dehydratase activity. The transcript has 4 exons. Gene Ontology annotation, biological process: tetrahydrobiopterin biosynthetic process. The record is from RefSeq and is a predicted model, not a curated record. The coding region runs from base 95 to 514 and encodes 139 amino acids.
UGAACACAUAGAGGUUCUGGGCAGGAACUGUGAGUGCAGCGUGCAAGCCUGGGAUCAGGCUCUCAGUACAGGGAGGAGGUGAUGAGGCUCAGCCAUGAGAAGCUUCCUGUGUACUAGAGGCACCGGCAGACUUGUAGCCUGGCUCCUCCAGCCUGUGUGUAGCAAGGAAGUGAUCUCAUCAGUCCUGACCAAACAUUACUCCAGGAUGACUUCAGAGGCUCACUUAUUGACUCUAGAGGAAAGAACACAGGCAGUCCAGGAACUCCAGUCUUUGGGAUGGGCAGAAAUCACAGCCAGAGAUGCCAUUUACAAAGAGUUUGUCUUCAAAACUUUUAACCAGGCCUUUGGAUUUAUGACUCGUGUGGCCCUGCAAGCAGAGAAAAUGAAUCACCACCCAGAAUGGUUUAAUGUGUACAACAAGGUUCAAAUAACUCUGACAACACAUGAUUGUGGAAAAUUGACCAGAAAAGAUGUGAAACUUGCUCAGUUCAUUGAAAAAGUAGCCACUUCCUAAUAAAUGAAUAAAUACUGCUCAUUGUUUGUG